Penaeus chinensis is the source of this 2622-nucleotide messenger RNA. Its product is annotated as synaptonemal complex protein 1-like. Bases 415 to 1860 code for a protein of 481 amino acids. The transcript has 7 exons. Gene Ontology annotation, biological process: intracellular mRNA localization. The record is from RefSeq and is a predicted model, not a curated record. Gene Ontology annotation, molecular function: mRNA binding. Gene Ontology annotation, cellular component: endoplasmic reticulum; nuclear outer membrane-endoplasmic reticulum membrane network; ribonucleoprotein complex. NCBI's taxonomy places the organism in Eukaryota, Metazoa, Arthropoda, Malacostraca, Decapoda, Penaeidae.
AAUGAUGAGUCAGAGUUAACUCAGAGAUCAGCUUAUGAAGAUGUGUUUAUCUAGGCUACAAUAUGUGGUCAAUUUAUAAUUAUUAUUAUAAAGCACUGAUGACUGUUUGAUCAACAGUUGUGGGCAAGUGAAUGUGAAGGAAAAAAAAAACCCCCACAUAUAUGGAUAAUCAGAGAAGUAACAUAUAAGGAUAAUCGAGCGCUGUCGAGACCUAGGCCCUAACAACCUAAGUACGAAGUGUUAAUGCGAUGUAGACCUUGAAAUAUAGUGAUGAAAACCCAAACUCGCGACGACCUGCACAGGUGAACGUCCGAGCGCGUCAUCACAACAAACAUUCCUAGGAGUGUGCGCACGGAAGAGGGAGGUCGCCCUGGCUUGGUAUCGUAAAUGUGUGGAUAAUUUCCCCCCUAGGCCAUGACGUCUGCCGGAACCAUGGAGAAAACCGAGGGAAGGCAAGGAGGAGCUACAGAGGAUGUCCCAGCCAAGAUGACACAGAUGGAGUACAGUGACCAGCUGGAAACACACAGUUUACUGAUCAGUGGCAAAUCUCAGGAACUUGCAAAGCUAGCUGAAGAGCUCAAAAGAGUCCGAGAAAGGAAGGAACCCUUGACGAAAGCAAAAGAUGUGUUGCAGGAGGAAAUUAACAAGGCUAACAAAGCCAUUAAUGCAAAAUCAGAAGAAGUCACACUGUUAAAACAAAAGUUGAGAUACCACAGUGUGAAACAGAUCCAUGAAAAUAUAGAUAGACUAGAGUAUCAAUUGCGGAAUAACAGUUACAAACCUAGAGAGGAGCAGAAAAUAUUGAAUGAAAUUUCAAUGCUUCAGAGAUCCAUUCGAACUCUGCGAGAAUAUGAAGCCAAACAGGCUGAGAACAAAAAGUAUAGAGCUGAGAGGACACGGCUUAUUGAUGAAAGAAAUAGCAAUUUCACAAAAAUCAGAGCGUUAUAUGAAAAGGAAGAUGAACUAAAGAAGGAAAUGGCACAACUUAGAGAGGUUUUGUCUGUCAGUAAGAAAGCCAUUGAAAACCUUAGACAACUAAGACCAAGUUUGGAACAAGCCUGGGUAGCACAAAAGCAUCAGAGUCAAGCAGCACGACAAAGACGUAUUGUGGAAAAGAAACGCCUACGACAAGAUCAGAUCAGAGAGCGACAAGAACAAAAAAGGAGGUUAUGGGAGGAAUAUGAAGCUAGUAGAGAACCAUAUGAAGAAGAACGGGACUUGUGUCGGCUGUUGAUCUCUUACUUGCAGUCCUCUGUCAGCCUUCUGACUCCUGUUACUCCUGGAACACCAAGCAAUGUUACCCCAUUACUUACACCAGUCACUCCAACAAGCACAGGAAAUAUUGUUACACCAACUAGUGAUGAUGUUGGGUCCUUUUAUUUGAAAUCUAAAGAAGAGGAAAGCUUUGGUAUAAUUAGUAAACGUGAGAAGGCAAGAUUGAAACGUCAACAAAAGAUGGCAAACAGAGUAAAAGAGCUUCCACAUACUCCAGAUGUUCUUAAAAAAUUUAGCAAGUUAUCCAUAAUUCCUCCCAGAAAUACUGAUGAGAUACCUGCAACAGUCAUAGCCCUACAGGAUUGUCUGCAGCGUUUAAAUGCUCUUGCAGUUGAUAAAAGUAACCAAAAGAAAGAGGAAGGAAAACAAAAAGAAUUAGAUAGAAAUGUAAAUCCAGUUAACUGUACUCGUCCCACAAGCUUAGCCAUUAGUGAAAGUAAUAUUUUUACACCAGAUAUUGUAAUUAGCACAACUGUAUACCCUUCAACUUCUACUGAUACACAUAGAUCUGAAAAAUCUGCAGAGUUUAAACAUCAUUCCCCAACUCCAACUACACCAUCAGCUGACUUGAAGCUUUAUCAUUAAGGUCUUUACCAUCUUUCCAAGUUCCAUCUUCACCUACAUCAUGGGCAGUAACUGGUGGAAAGGAAAUUGAAAACAGAGUAAGACCUUAUCCAAGUCCAGUUCAAGAUAAUGUUAGAUACAUUCUUAAUGGCAUUCACAUUCCCAGUUCAGUCAGUAGUAUCAAAUGUAAUACCCCAUUGCAAGUAUUGCAGUCAAAGACUUGUAAUGACAUAAUUGCAACAGGUAACAAUGAAUCAUUUUUUUCUCUUCCUGUAUCUUACCCUACUACCCUAGCAGAGCUGAACAAUAAUAAUCAUGGACGUAGUUAUGCAGCAAAGGUGAAAGCAGGGACUGUUGAUGUUUAAUUCAAGUGCAUGACUUGUGUUAAGUUUUGCUAUAAAACCAGUGAACAAAACUCAGGCAUAUUUGUGAACUGCACAAGAAAGAACAUGCACAUAUGGUCUAGUCACAAAUUGUUAUUGUUCUUAUAGAACCUCAAUUUUUAAAAAUAUGUUAUUGUCAUUAUGCAAUACUUGAAUGCAUUUUAGAUAUGAUGUUAUGUUAUUUUGUGCUGUAAAUAUUCUAGUUUGUGAAAAAAAAAUAUUUAUGGUAUCGUUGAGUUUGUAAUCCAUAGCUAUAUUACUGUAUAUAAAGGUAUAUUGUUACCUUCAUCAUUUUUAUUGUGCUACUUAUUAUUUGAUAUACUGUACUGGCUAUAUCAAUUUUCAUGUUAAAAAUGUGAAUUUUAAAAGAUAUUUUUAUGAAUAUAGACUUUAUUUGAAA